GGCGGCGGCUCUGGGUCCACUCAGCGCAUCCUGCUCUGCGAGGCAGACACGAGGGUAGAGGGAAUGUCCCUCUUCCUGGCUCUGGGCCUCCUGGUGGCUGGACUCUGCUCCAGGGUCCACUGCGUCCCAGCGGAUGACCCUGCCUCAAAGAUUGUGACCCUGAAGGACCAGAUCAAGAAGCUGCCAGCGCACAACACCGCCGUCGUCUCCAGCAACACCGACUUCGCCUUCAGCCUCUACAAGCAGCUGGCUCUGACGAACCCGCAUGAGAAUGUCAUCUUCUCCCCGCUGAGCGUCUCCAUGGCCUUGGCCUUCCUGUCUCUGGGGACCCAAGGCCCCACCCUGACAGAGCUCCUGGAAGGCCUCAAGUUCAACCUCACAAAGACCCCCGAGGCAGAAAUCCACCAGGGCUUCCAGCACCUCCUGAGCACGCUCGACAGCUCGAGUAACCUGCUGCAGCUGAGGUUGGGCAAUGCCAUGUUCAUUGAUGAGCAGCUGGAGCUGCUGGACAAGUUCGUCCAAGAUGCCCAUGAGCUGUACCACUCCGAGGCCUUCUCCACUAACUUCCAGGAUUUAGAAGCUGCCAGGAGACUCAUUAAUGACUAUGUGAAGAAUAAGACCGAGGGAAAAAUUGUGGACUUGUUCAAGAAGCUUGACUCACUCACCAAGGUGGUCCUGGUGAACUACAUCUACUUUAAAGCCAAGUGGAAGACACCCUUCAAUCCCAACUUAACUACGGAGGCAGAUUUCCACGUGAGCAAGAACAGGACGGUGAGGGUGCCCAUGAUGGGCAUUAGGGCCCUGACCGUGCCAUACUUCCGGGACGAGGAGCUGGCCUGCACGGUGGUGGAGCUCCCGUACACCAGCAACGACAGCGCGCUCUUCAUCCUCCCUGACGACGGCAGGAUGGCGGCCGUGGAAGCCAAGCUGCUCCCGGAGACGCUGAGGAGGUGGAGAGACUUCCUGCAGCCCAGAUGGAUCGUUGAACUUUACUUGCCAAAGUUUUCCAUCUCCAGCGACUACAGACUGCAUGAGAUCCUUCCCCAGCUGGGCAAUGAAAUCUUUGGCGACAAUGCUAACCUGUCAGGAAUCACAAAUACCAAGUUGAAAGUUUCCCAGGUGGUCCACAGCGCUGUGCUUGACGUGAACGAGGAGGGCACAGAAGCGGCUGCCGCCACCGGAAUCGACAUUAACGUCAGGUCCCUGGAAAGAAUCGCUCUGCACUUCAACAGGCCCUUUCUGUUUGUCAUAAUCAGCAAAGACAUCCAGAGCGUCAUCUUUCUGGGCAAAGUCACCAAGCCCUAGAGCUCCCCUCCGAGUGGCGAGACCCUCCGAAACGAGCUGGGCACCUCAUUCUGGGCACCUCACCUCUGGCUACCUGGCCCCACCUUUCAUCCUUGAGGAGGUACAGUCACCCUCUGGAGGCGCCACACGCCCAGGGAGUCUGUGCCCUGCUCCGCGGAGGCUCUGAGACCUCGCACAGCAAUAAA
This is a messenger RNA of Sus scrofa (pig), 1490 nucleotides long. The record is from RefSeq. NCBI's taxonomy places the organism in Eukaryota, Metazoa, Chordata, Mammalia, Artiodactyla, Suidae.